UUGCCCUAGUCGCUCGCCCGCCCAAUGCCGCCUAGGUCUCGCACACGAGUCAAACUUAAGUGAACAACUGAUACAUACUAUCCUUUAAACAAAUGGGAUAAAAUUAAAUAAAAUAACCCAGUGCUUGCAAGUGUCGUUAUAAUCUUGUACAAGUGUAACUUUGUGAUUUUUUUUUAAUUUUUAAUUUCGUGUGAUAUUAGAUUUUAAGUAAGUUAGUGCAUAAACUUUACGUGCUUUGGCAUUAUAGAAAUGGAGGAGCAAGUCGAGAGGAAAGAACGCCUGCAGCGAGCGCCCUUUGAGACUGCGCUGCAUCAUGCCGGUUAUGGGUGCUUCCAAUGGCUGCUUCUCAUGUCAUGCGGUGCUGUAUACGCGGUCUGCGCUCUCAGUACGACCACCCUAAGCUUCGUGUUACCUGCAGCAGAAUGUGACUUCAACCUCUCCUCUAGCGACAAAGGGAGACUCACAGCCACGCCGCUUAUAGGUAUGUGCGUGGGAUCAUAUUUCUGGGGCAACUUGGCAGAUGCGCGUGGGCGCAGGAAGGCCAUUAUUGGUGCGCUUUUACUGGACGCUCUUGCGGCUUUUCUCUCUAGUCUGGUGCAGUCCUUCCCUGCAUUUUUGGCUUGCAGAUUCUUCUCCGGCUUCGGUAUUAUUGGAGCCACUGGUCUUAUAUUUCCGUACUUCGGAGAUUUUCUCUCGUUACGGCAUCGAGAUGUAAUGCUGUGCAGGCUCGAGGUUUUCUGGACCUUUGGCACCAUCUUAUUACCAGGUAUCGCCUGGUUAAUUAUUCAAGACCCUCGCUUCAAUCUCACGGCUGAUGGUGCCGAUUUUCAGUACACAUCUUGGCGGGUAUUCGUUGCUGCCUGCGGAAUCCCCAGCCUCCUGGUUGUACUACUACUGCUGCCUUUUCCCGAGAGUCCUAGAUAUUUACUUUACGUAAAUAAAGCUGAACAAGCACUGCAAGUGCUGCAGAGGAUAUUUGUUGUAAACACAAGACUAGCAGAAAAAGAUUUUCCGGUAGAAUCGAUGAUAAGCGUCUGUGAUGGUGAGGAAGAAGAAGUAGUGUCGGCUGACAAUAAUGGCAACGAGACCAAAUCUCCCCUCACUUGGAAUCAGAGGUGGAAUGCUUUCUGGAAUAGAAAGAAGAUGCUGGUCACUCCACCUUAUAUUGGACUUUUGGUGCUCUGCUGUUUUGUAGAUUUUGGACUAAUGUUUAGUUACUACACAUUGAUGAUGUGGUUCCCAGACCUGUUCGAGAGGUUCAGUCAGUUCUCGUCACUUUUCCCCGGCGUCUCCGCUGGUGUCUGUGAAGUUUCCGCUAAUGUUACUAGAACUGAAUUAAUGGGAAAGCAAGAAUGUCCUCAGACAAUAGACGAUAAAGUUUAUAUUCACACUUUAGUGGUCGCACUUAGCUGCGUACCUACGGCCUUGUGGGUCGGUCUCACAAUCAACAUGGUUGGAAAGAAACCUAUGCUCGUUUUCAUGUUGAUCAGCUCCGGGCUAGCCGCCCUAGGUCUAAACUUGGUGCGCUCAUCACUCCAGAACCUGCUGCUAUCAUGCGUAUUUGAAGCAAUCGUCAGCUGUACAGAAGCAGUUCUCUUCUGCGUAAUAUGUGAAAUAUUUCCCACUAAAGUUGCCGCGACGGCAAUGGCAGUAACAGUAAUGUGCGGGCGAGUGGGCGCCAUCGUCGGAAACGUGGUCUUUGGUGCACUAGUCGACCAGCAAUGCGUCGUGCCCAUCUAUAUGUUCGGCGCGCUGCUCAUUACGAGCGGUCUUCUCUGCAUCAUACUGCCGAAGAGCACGCGACCCGAGCGGCCGCAGUAAUAUGUAUCUGUUAUAAUUUUAUCUCUGUAAUGAUAAAUAAACUAGCCUAUAUAAGCAAUGUUUAA
Messenger RNA from Nymphalis io (European peacock), 1886 nucleotides. RefSeq names its product synaptic vesicle glycoprotein 2B-like. NCBI's taxonomy places the organism in Eukaryota, Metazoa, Arthropoda, Insecta, Lepidoptera, Nymphalidae. Gene Ontology annotation, molecular function: transmembrane transporter activity. The record is from RefSeq and is a predicted model, not a curated record. Bases 250 to 1821 code for a protein of 523 amino acids. Gene Ontology annotation, biological process: transmembrane transport. Gene Ontology annotation, cellular component: membrane. The transcript has 12 exons.